This is a messenger RNA of Erythranthe guttata (spotted monkey flower), 596 nucleotides long. The record is from RefSeq and is a predicted model, not a curated record. Lineage: Eukaryota; Viridiplantae; Streptophyta; Magnoliopsida; Lamiales; Phrymaceae.
UACAAUUAGAGCCUUAAGGGUAUUCUGAUAAUUACAAAAUGAAUAUUCCACGGAAUCUAUCUGAUUAUUUAUUUAUUUAUUUGUAUGCAGGCAUGCUUAAGUGACAUAAACCAACGUGCUCAGAAAUUUGUGUAUGCAAAUGGGAAGAAUCAUCAGCCAACUGCUAUAGAUUUCGACAAGUCCCUCUUGGAAGACUUCUUGUUCAACAGAACCCCUUCAAAGGACAUUGCACUAGCAUCAGUAUCAAUGAGGCCUGUGCCUUUUGGACCAGUGACAGAGAAGCUAUCACUCUCUGCGGCAAAGUACGGUUCCAUCUCGAGAUUCUACGUAAAAACCGAUGACGAUUUUGCCCUUCCCCGGCCCCUUCAAGAAUCCAUGAUACAAUCAAGUCCACCUCAGCAAGUGUUUGAAAUCAGAGGCUCCGAUCAUUCCCCGUUUCUAUCAAAGCCUCAAACACUUCACAGAAUUCUAACAGAAAUAUCAAACAUCCCACACAAGUAAACUCGAUUCGGAAACUUUCGAGGGGCAGAUUUGUAAUUUUAAGAAGUAGAGGGGAGGAAUGUGUAAUUAUUUUCAAAAAUAAACUCGAUUCGAGC